Arxiozyma heterogenica is the source of this 699-nucleotide messenger RNA. RefSeq names its product Svp26p (gene SVP26). Lineage: Eukaryota; Fungi; Ascomycota; Saccharomycetes; Saccharomycetales; Saccharomycetaceae. The coding region runs from base 1 to 699 and encodes 232 amino acids. Gene Ontology annotation, molecular function: COPII receptor activity. The transcript has a single exon. The record is from RefSeq and is a predicted model, not a curated record. Gene Ontology annotation, biological process: endoplasmic reticulum to Golgi vesicle-mediated transport. Gene Ontology annotation, cellular component: Golgi membrane; COPII-coated ER to Golgi transport vesicle; endoplasmic reticulum membrane.
AUGAUCUUACAGGCUAUAUCUUAUGCUGGGACUAUCCUAGGAUUUAUCUUUUUGACCCUAUCAAUUGCUGCAGGUCUAUAUUAUAUCAGUGAAUUAGUCGAGGAAUAUUCAGAACCAACAAGAAGAUUCUUGACUAAAUCAAUAUAUGGGGUUAUCGGUGUUCUUAUACUCCUACUCCUAUUUGAUAGAUUUCCAGUUAAAUUGACUCUUUUUGCAAUAUUCUCACAUAUCGUAUAUUUACAGAACUUAAAGAAAUUUCCAUUCAUUAAUCUUACUAGUCCAAUCUUUAUUUUGAGUUGUAUCUUUGUUGUGACAAAUCAUUACUUAUGGUUCCAAUACUUUAAUAAAGUUGAAAUCCCCCCUCAAUUUAGAUACAACCCAAAUUAUAUCCCUGAAAGAAGAGCCACCUUCACUGAAGUGGCAUCCUUUUUUGGAAUUUGUAUCUGGUUUAUCCCAUUUACCUUAUUUGUAUCUCUAUCUGCAGGUGAUUAUGUGUUACCUACUACUACAGAAAUGAAGAAUUUAAAAGAUUCUGAUAUUGCAUUUAACAAUAAAGAGACUCCUAGGUUCCGUAAGAAGACUGUCGGUUUAGCUAGAAUGGUCAUUAAUAAGAUUAGAUAUUAUAUUACUUUUGGGCUUAAAAUAAUGGGAUUUAAAGUCAAGGAUCGUUAUUCAAAUUAUAAUGAAUUAGCUAUCUGA